CAGUGGAUUUUUUUGUUACGGUUGUAAACACUGUUAAACGUCAAUGUCAAAAUGACAUUCACAAAUUCCAUUAUUUUGUAAUUUGUUUUUGUACAAAAAGCGACCAAAAUUUUGCAAAAUGGCGUUUAAAAUGUCAUAUAGUUUUGAAGGCAACUACAGGACAAAGCCUGAGCAAAAUUUGUCAGGCGCUAGUAAAAAAAUUUCGAGGGAUGUUUUGCUACAAAAAACCCACGAAGAGAGACGUAAACGACAGGAGCAACGUCUGAAGUUACAAAGUGCUCAACUUUUGCAGUCACACAUUAGGAGUUAUUUAGUGCGCAAACAUAAAAAGGAGGAGGAAAGGGCGUACUAUGAUAACAAUUUUGAAAAUAUCCCGAUACAGGUGUUGUUGUCCAAACUUCUGUUCUUUUAUGACCCGGUUAAGGACAACAUGCGGCUGUACCAAAUAUCCGAACGAUUGUUGCAACAAAAUGUGCAAAUCAAUCAAGCGCUUGGCUCAGAUACGGCCCUUUCGUGGCUCAUCAAAUGGUGGCUGGUUUUGUGUCUCAAAAGCUCGUAUCACCCUGAUAUGACAAAGCUCAUGUUAAAUUGCCUUGACGCGUUCGUUUGCAACACACCGACAAUUGAAUAUCUCACACGCAAAGGUUACUACGUGUACCUGCGUACUCUCCUGGAUAAUGACGCUAAAGAGUUACUUCAACAAAUCCUAAGUCUGAUAUAUCGCCCCUUCCAAUCGCUACGAAUCACCCAGAGUUCGCAGGACAUCAUUUUGUCCGAAUUCUGCAGCAAUUUCCUCAAACCCACCUUCACAAACAACGUAAAGACUGUCCUUAUACCGUAUUUAAAAAACAAACGCGAUUUUCCAUACGAAAAAAUCAUAAGGUACUUGAAUAGUGGCUACCACUUCCAAAUCAGCAAUAGUUUGUUUUACUGCAUUUUGGCGCUUGAACCCGACGAUUACGAACCCACAAGUGAUAGUAUUCAAGUCUUGUCCACACUUAGCGUGGACAUCCACCAGUUGAAACCCCCGGUGUAUUUAAUAAGCGACGAUAGUGACGAUGAGAGCGAAGUCCAGGUCUCGGAAGAAGAAUUACUCCUCUCUGACUAUUUACAUAUCAUGAAUAAGCCGGAACGGGUCCGGAAAUGGUUGCACUUUUUCGAACAAAAUAGCAAUAAUGAAGAUGUGCUAAUGUCGCUGACGAAGUUUUGCCACAAUCUCCUACUUGUGUACAAGGAUUCGAUUAGGAAAUUUUUAUUGUUGUACAAAUUGGGGUUGAACGGCAAUUUCCUCAACAAAUUAUGGAAUAUGUUGAACCGGAAGAGGUCGCUAGAGGGCGAACUCCGGGGGUCUUGCCUCCUGUCGUGGAAAGAGUGUCACACGACCCUCUCGGUAUUUUGCGACACUUUUACUUUCUACACGGAAACCUUAACCGAUCGGGAAAAUUCCGAUACUAGUGAGACUUUCACGCAAAAUGAUCUCUACUCAAUGUCGAAGUUACUGAAAAACGUUGCGGUGGAUUUAGUCGAAUUGGCGUUUCCGAUGUGCAGGUCAAGCACGAUUCCAGCGACUCCGGAAAUUCUGCAUCUGUACAGUUCGUGUCUGAACUGUGUUAAAAUGUUGUACAUGUUGGAUAUUCGCAAACAGUUUUGUCCGCAUGGGUUCUGGACGGCGAAAAAAAUCCACAUUUCGCAGGAUUUGUCACGAAGGAAUUAUUUGUCGAAGACGAUCAGGCCGUUCCAUGGCUUGGUGUGUGAUAUGGACGAUGAGGAACACUUGCCCCCAUUGUCAACCAUCGAGCAACGUUCCUUGGCAGUUUUGCAGGAGUUGCCGUUUUUGAUCGGGUUUAAUACAAGGGUUUUGCUUUUGAGGGAUUGGUGCAGGAACAGUUUGGGCGAAAAUGAUUACCAGCGCCUUCAUAAUGAAUUUCUCAAUGAUAAUCUCGUGGUGAUAAGGCGGACGCAUUUGUACGAAGAUGCGUUUGAAAAAUUGUCAGUUAAGAAUGAAUCCGAUCUGAGGCACAAGGUGCGAAUUCAGUUUAUAAACAGUGUGGGUUUGGAGGAAGCUGGGAUUGACGGUGGUGGGAUUUUUAAGGAGUUUAUUAAUGAAGUUCUGAAAACUGCAUUUGACCCCAACCGGGGAUUUUUCCUCUUAACGGCUGACAACACACUGUAUCCAAACCCAAAUGUCCACUUGAUUGUGGAAAAUUUCAUGGAACACUACUAUUUCAUCGGCCGAUUAGUCGGAAAAGCAAUUUUCGAAAACAUACUAGUGGAUCUACCUUUAGCCGAAUUUUUCCUAGCCAAAUUAUUAGUAGACCGAGCCAGUGCUCACUACUUAAAAUCACUGGACCCGGUCCUCUAUCGAAAUCUCUUGUAUUUGAGGGAUUACCCGGGCGAUGUGAGCGACCUAGGAUUGGAUUUUACGACAGUUAAUAACGACUUGGGCGAGACUAGAGUCGUUGAGCUUAAACCUCACGGGAGCAACAUCCAGGUAACAAACGAGAAUCGACUCGAGUACAUUCAACGAUUGGCGGAUUUGAAAUUAAACGUUCAAUUGAAAAAACAAUGUAUGGCAUUUCGGGAGGGUCUUGACAGUGUCGUGCCCUUGCUGUGGUUAAAACUCUUCAACCAUAACGAGCUGCAAGUCAUCAUAGGGGGCGAUACGCAGGAAAUUGAUUUGAGUGACUUGAAAGCUCACACUGUAUAUGGAGGCGAAUUUACGGCCGAUCACCCCACUGUGAAUCUGUUCUGGAAAAUUUUAAACACGUUCACCGACACUCAGAAAAAAAUGUUGCUCAAGUUUGUAACGAGUUGUUCAAGGCCGCCACUGCUGGGCUUUAAAGAACUUAAUCCCCAGUUUUGCAUUCAAUCGUCAGGGAGUGAGGAUCGGAUGCCGACCGCAAGCACGUGCUUGAAUUUACUCAAAAUACCAAUCAUUAAGGAGGAAGAAGUUUUAAGAAAUAAACUGCUGCAAGCGAUUGAACAACAGGCUGGUUUUGAGUUAUCGUAAUUGUAUAUUUUUGUUUUGUUACAUUUUUUGAUUAAUAAAUUACUUUACAUAA
Messenger RNA from Tribolium castaneum (red flour beetle), 3062 nucleotides. RefSeq lists its product as uncharacterized. Gene Ontology annotation, biological process: protein polyubiquitination; ubiquitin-dependent protein catabolic process. The record is from RefSeq and is a predicted model, not a curated record. Bases 119 to 3010 code for a protein of 963 amino acids. NCBI's taxonomy places the organism in Eukaryota, Metazoa, Arthropoda, Insecta, Coleoptera, Tenebrionidae. The transcript is spliced from 12 exons. Gene Ontology annotation, molecular function: ubiquitin protein ligase activity; protein binding.